AUGGCUUCCAGCAUCUUUGCUCUCGUCGCACCACUGGGCACAUUUCUGUUCGCGAUUGCCAAUAUCACCUCGAUCACCAACCUCCUCGCGCCGCAGAUCGGCAACCUCGAACACAGCGUUAUGGCGUCCAAACCUGUCAUCCUCAUAACGGGUGCGAAUCAAGGACUAGGCUAUUAUGCAACGCAGCAGCUGGCGGCUACCGGAAAAUAUCACGUCCUUGUAGGAUCACGAGAUGUUCAGAAGGCCUUCGCGGCAAUUGAGUCUCUCGCCGCCGACAAAACGUACGAGGUCGACAAGAGGGAUCUUUCCGCGCUCCAGAUCAAUGUUUCGUCCGACAGCUCUAUCGACGCCGCUGCGAAGCAAGUCCAGGAACAAUUUGGCCAUUUGGACAUGCUCUUGAACAAUGCCGGAAUCGCCAUGAGUCCCUCGGAUGCUUCGAAAAUGUCGCUGAGGCAAUUUUAUCAGAGCCACUUCGAUACGAACGUGUUUGGUGCGGCCGCUGUGACGGAGGCCUUUCUACCAGUAAGUUCGAUGAGUAGAACAUGAGACAUGUCUCGAAACCGUGCUGAUCGCAUCAUUCGUUUGCAGCUACUUCGCAAAAGCUCGGGCAAGCGUCUUGCCUUCACCUCAACAGGCUUGAGCUCCCUUGCAAAAGCUGCGAAUGGCACACAGCCGGCCGACAAAUGGCCCGUUUAUCGCGCUUCGAAGACCGCUCUUAGCAUGGUGAUGCUUAAUUACGUCCGCAUCCUGGAGCCGGAGGGCUUUGUUGUAGCUGCCGCCGCUCCUGGACAUUGCGCCACCAAUCUCAACAACUUCUCUGGCAAGAAGGAUCCAAGGGACGGGGCCAAGAUGCUUGUGAAAGCGCUCCUUGGGAGCAAGGACGAAGUUCACGGCCAUGUGUUUAGCGAAAAGGGCAAGGAGCCCUGGUGA
Molecule: messenger RNA, 930 nt
Organism: Lecanosticta acicola
Lineage: Eukaryota; Fungi; Ascomycota; Dothideomycetes; Mycosphaerellales; Mycosphaerellaceae
Source: the annotation of a GenBank genome assembly